Symbiodinium sp. CCMP2592 is the source of this 1551-nucleotide messenger RNA. Lineage: Eukaryota; Dinophyceae; Suessiales; Symbiodiniaceae. The record is from the annotation of a GenBank genome assembly.
AUGCUGAAGUUCAUCAACAUAGCAGGGGACGUGGUGGUGGAGCUUCACCCAGACACUUUCUCUGGCUCGAAUUCUUUAGUUGGCGAAGUCACAGAGCGCCUGUCCAAGAUUCUUAACUUUUCCAGCUUCGGCAUCAAGUUGGUGAGCUCUGGGACUGUUCUCGCAGAUCAACAGUCCUGGCAUGAGCUUGGCAAGCCGCAAGAAAUUCAGCUGGUAACUCUGCCACUGGUCACCCAUUGUGAGCGGGACUUGUUGGCAGCCGUGCGCAGGGAAGAUGUCUGCAAGGUCGAGAAGAUCCUGCAGAAACCCCAUGAUGCUGCCUGUACAUACCCUGACGGCACGCCCAUGUUGGUUGAAGCCAGCCGCAAAGGGAAUCACGAAAUCGUGAAGCUGCUGCAUAGAGCCCUUGCAGACAUCAACUCCACUGGCAGGAACGGCCGUACUGCUCUGUACGAGGCAGUCGCCGCCUACAACCUUGCUCAUGGGCAUUUCGAAGUUGUGCACUUCUUGGUAGAUGCUGGAGCCAACACUGACCAGCCGGACUGGUUAGGGAACACGCCCCUGCACGCAGCUGUAAGUGGUGGGGGCGGAUACAACACUGAAGUUGUUCGCCUACUGCUCAAAGCCUCCGCGGACAUGGACCAGCCCAACAGCCAGGGAGUGACUCCCUUGCGCGCCGCUGCCCGCUGGGGCCACGUCGAAGACGUGAGUGCCCUGCUCGAUGCUCAGGCAGACCCGAACAAGGCCGAUGCUUCCCAGGGCACGCCCCUCUUGGCCGCCGUCCAGCGGGGCAACGCCCGCAUGGUCCGCCUGCUCGUGGAGAAGCGAGCUCAGGUGGAUCAGGGCCAGCAGCACGAAGCCCCGCUGUUUGCAGCGAUCCACUCGCAGCACGUGGAUAUUGCACGCUGUUUGGCUGAUGCGCAGGCAGAUGUGCAGAAGACGAGCUCUGAUGGGAUGACACCUCUGCAUGCUGCAGCGGCCCAGGGGCACUUGCCCAUGGUGGAGUUUCUGGCGAAGGCGAAAGCAUCGGCUGAUGUCAACAAGGCCGAUGCCACAGGCGACACCCCGCUUUUGUCUUCGAUCUGGCUGGGAUUCUCCGAUGUGGUCCGAUUUCUGAUCGAGUGCAGAUCUGAUGCGGAUGUUGCAGACAAGUCCAACAACACACCUCUGCACGCAGCGGCAACCCAAGGUGACGUGGCCAUUGUCGGAGCCUUGCUUCAAGCCCGUGCUGAUCCAGAUCGACGCAACGACGACGGUGAGACGGCCUUGUUCACAGCGGUCUGGUCGGACCAUCUCGAAGCCGUGCAACAGCUCCUGCAGGCAGGUGCCGAUAUGCACGUGCUGGAUGGGAAGGGCAGCAGCGUGGCCCACAUCGCUGCUCGGCUGGGUCGAGCUCCCCUGGUACAUGCGCUCCUCGAAGCUGGAGCCGAUAUGCACCGCGUGGACUGUCAAGGUGCCACGCCUAUGCAAGAAGCUGAAGCUGGGGGACACCAGGAGGUUGUGGAUCUUCUGUUGGGCCGGACUGAUGCCAGAGAAGCAAGCUACCUGUGA